Molecule: messenger RNA, 6531 nt
Organism: Malassezia globosa CBS 7966
Lineage: Eukaryota; Fungi; Basidiomycota; Malasseziomycetes; Malasseziales; Malasseziaceae
Exons: 1
Coding region: 1-6531 (2176 amino acids)
Source: RefSeq, a predicted model, not a curated record
AUGGAGAUGGCCACGGCGUACGUGAUUCGGAUCGUGGAGCGUAUCCGCACGUUUGGCGUCGACAUGCCGCUGAUUCUAAGCUCGAUGGCAAUGGACCUCUCGGCAGCCGAUACCACGCGGCUGAUCCGAACCGUCAUCGAUACGCUGCGCUCGCCCAGCACGCAGGCGGACCGCGCAUUCCAUGAGGAGCUCAAGUUUGCGAGUGUGCACAGUCUCGUGGCGCUGUUGAAGUGGAUCCUUGCCCGCGUAGGCUGUGUGGUGGCGGAGCGGACUGAGAACCAGACACUUGUGCUGAAGCAGGAGCGUGGCUUUGUCCCAUGGAUGACGUACACGAGCUGGCGUGCGCAGGAAAGCGCCGAUGGCUUCUCGACACUGUCCUAUGUGGUGCUCGCGAGGCGGCUGGAAAAGCGCGUCGCACGGCUCCUCGACACGGUGAUGGACUUUCUUGCGCUUGUCGCCACGCAUAGUGCGCAGAACCACAUGACGCCCAGCAAGGUCGGCCGCCACUUUGGCGCACUCUUGUUUGGUCUGCCGGAAGAUGCAAGCUUUGCCGAGACGUAUGGCGCGUAUGUGCGAGCAUCGAAUGCGGCGGAGCACAUUCUGCUCGCCUUUAUGCGGUACCACGUGUCGAUGGCCAAGGCAUCGACGUAUCUACCACGGCGCCUUCUUCGUCUGAUCGACGACUACCCAAGGAUGCUGUCGCCCGACCUGGACGCAUCGUCCAGUGCCGUGCAGACUGUGCCAGCGACGUAUGUGGCGCGACACGUUCGUGAGUAUGCACACGACCUCAUUGACCGGGCGUCCUGGCCGUCGGAGCUGCAGGGCUGGGACUUUGCGCAGGAGACGUGCAAGAUGCUCAAUGUAGUGCCGUACCGCUCGCUGCGCCCGCGCUCGUCGCAGUACAGACACGACUCGCCGACAGAGCUCGCGGAUGGAUACGUGUCGACGCUGAUGCAGCGAUGGAAUGAGUUCUCGUUCGAAGGGUUCAAUGACCUCGACACGUCGUUCCUCAAUUUUGACCUUCGGGAAAGCGAUCGACGGCAGCGGAUGAAGCGGCCUGAAAGCAUGCAAUGGUACCAGUUUGAGGAGCGUGGCUUCCACCAGAAUGCCGACGACAACUCGCGCUGGGACUGGGUCAUGCGCCUCGACGAGCCAUCGGAACAGAUGCCAGUGCUUGUGCACGAAGGCGUGCCGCGCAGUGAGUCGCACGUGUUCCAGGGCGAGCAGGUUGAUUUCCCCUGCGACACAGUGCCACACACGGCCGAGACGGUCAUGGACGAGCUAUUCCCGCAGGUCUGGGCAGACUAUCUGAUCGGGAAUGGAUGGAGUCAACGUGAUGAGCGUGUGCAUCGGGAUGCGUCGUUCGUCGUGCUGCAGCUCCAGACAGACACUCGGCCUAGCAGCGGUCGUCCGGCUGACGCCGCCUCGCCGCCGCCGCUGUCUUUGUCCACCAAAUGGUACGUGCUAGAGGAGGUCGUCCCUGCUGCGUACCGCGACACGCUUGACCAACUGGGCCGCACGCGGCGCCACUCUAUGCCGAUGCUUCGCAAGCUGAACCAGUUCCGCAUGGUGCGAGCUGGUCUUGCCCCUGAGUCUACGGUCUCGGUUGUGUAUCGAUUGGGCGCGGACGGAUCAGCAGGCGUGAGCGCUGAUCCCGGUGUGCCUGCGGCAUUCGAAGCGAACAAGACGAGCGUGCCGCACGGCUCGUUGGGUUCCACACCCAGCGAGAGACCCCAAGAUCCAUCGAGCACGGCCGCUCGCACGUCUGCGCCGACUACCGCUACAAACACGCCAUUCACCGAACCUGCGUUCCCUCGCGCAUCAGCGCCGCCUGAUCCGUUGCCAGACCAGCCAGGGAUCCCCAUGGAUGAUCAAGCUGACAUGCCACCACCCGCGCCACCCAAGCCGUGGCGUCGGGAAGGAGCUGCUGCUCCCACGACCGACGCACACGCAGUAGAUCAUCGUGCCGAACAGCACCAGCAGCAUCAGCAUGAUAAGAAUCAGCACGACAAGCGCCAACACGACAAGCGCCCGCACGACAACUUCCAGCGCCCCUCGGCCAAGACUUCAACGUCGCCAGAAGUAGCCACCGCCUCUGGUACGACUGCAGCUACGACACAUCCAAGCCCCGUCCCCGAUGGCGAGCCUGCGCGUGGAAAGCGCUCGAUCCGCAAGAUUCUCUCGUCCAUUGGGUCGCCUCGCCGCAUGCAUGAGAGCCCACGCAUGCCAUGGAGUCCGUUUGCGCGCUCACCACAGCUGGAAAGUAGCGUGCAGGACCAUGGGCCAGCUGUACCCAUGGCUGAUGCCGCUGCCACCACUGACGGUCAUGGUGGUCUUGGCAGUGCUGCACACUCAUCAGGCAAGACGGCGGCUGGGCUUCUGGGCAAUAUCCGGAAGCGGUCAUCACAAUGGAUCCUCAAAAGUAAGCAGAGUCUUCGGUCUGUUCGUGCGCAUUCAAACCAAGAAGACAGAGCGCCGAUUCGAGAGCAUGUCGGACCUACAGGAGCGAUGCAUGGCGACCGCAUUCCGUCGGACGGCGGGGCGCCUACGUCCGAUGCGCCCACACGCGCAGAUGCAUAUCCCGCCAUGGAUCGAAUGCUGCCCCGUGCGCCAGAGAUGAACGAGCAGGACGCGCCGCAUGGGCAACCACAUCCACCGUCGGUCAAGUCCGAGGACCAGGCGGAACUCAGAUCCGGUGUCGCAACGAUCCAAAUGCAUCAUUUGUCACCCGACACGGGAGCGUCACCGCCGACGCAGUCGCCAUCGUCCAUCGUCGAUUGGGACAAGUUCUCUCCGCUUACUGGUGGGGCGUCUUCACGACACAGCACGCCCGUGGUUGGUACAAACGCAUCACCACGUGUGGACCCCCAGGGCCUGUGGCGAGAUGCAGGCGCCAAGCCGCACGGAUCACCCGCUUCACGCCCCGUCUCGAUGAUGAUCCCGCGCAAGCAGACACCGAUCUUGUCUCCCGAGCAGGUAGCGGCCAUCUCGGGCACGUCUUUACCCCGUGAAACACCGCCCAUGGUUCCAAGACGUGACAGUGCAUCGCCCAUGAUGCCACAGCCGGUGGCACAAGAGUCGCGUCCCACAUCGUCAUCGCCAUUGGUGCCUCACGCCGACCAAGACAAACCGACACAUUCCACGGCGUCACGCAUACCGUCAGGUGAACAUGCGCCUGCCGCGCCGGACCUGCCGCACGACGUUUCUGCAGAAAAGAAUGCGGCGCGUGCCGCCGCGUCCUCCAAGCUGUCAAUGCCAUCGCCCCGGCAGCAGCCAGACGGCAAUGUGCCUGUCAUAGCUGACAGGCACACUCUGCAGUCCGGGAUAGAUAGCGCAGCUGCGACGGCCGACGCAUCUCGACCGAUCAAACGAGCCGAUGAAGAGCCUCGUCAUGACCACUCGCCGUUCAUGCGACCAGCAGAAACCACGGCCGCUACGAUGACUGUGCCCCCCCAUGAUCCUGCAAUCCCAACGGACGUCGAAUUGACAAGCACGCCACGACCGGCGCCGCCGCCACUUUCUUCCUCUUCGGCCAACGCGGAGCCACGAGCGAUGCACGAGUCUACGAAGUUGUCACCGCCCAUUGUCGGCGCCGUAUCAUCGCCGCGUGCGUAUGACACUCAGCAACUUGUCACCGUAUCCCACAUCACACCUGUUGCUCACGAGCCGCCUUCCCGGGCAGCCGCGACGACGGCCCCUUCGGCAUGGCCGCCGAUGGCGUCGACAGCAUCCACACUACCGGCUACCAUCCCCCCUUCUGUCGAGUCGCACACAGAUGCCAUGGGCCAAGGGAUACAGUCGCCCGCGUCGCAAGAUGCGCCGUCUGCCACGCCGCUCGCAGUGCCUACGCUUUUACAGAGGUCGCCGCCGUCCACGUCGUCCCCCGACAAUCACAGCCCCGUCGCGCCACCCAUGUCAUGGACAACGCUUCCUCCCUACGUGUUCAACAGCUCGGCGGCUGCGUACUUGUCACCGCCGACGCCCGAGAGUCCCGAUGCUUUUGCUGAUGCAAGUAGCGAAUUCGGCGCACCAUCUAUACAGAGUCCGCUCAUGAGCGGUCCGACCCUGCCUGGGGUCGCUCCGGCCUUGCCGCAAGCAGUGCCGCCAGCAGCCAAGCCACAUGACUACCGACUGAGCUGCAUCACCGAGGUCAGCGAAGACGAUGCAACGCGCUCUUCACACCGCUUCUCGGCCACAUCUCAGCCCAUGGAAAUGGCCUUGCGUGAUGCCAGUAUACAGACGCUCGUGGAAUCUGACGGGCCGACGACGCGCGCUCCUGUCGAAGAAGUGGCCAAAGAGAAUCACGGGCGCCCUUACCAGACCGACACAUAUGGCACUCUUCACCACGGUCCAACGCAACCAACACACCAAGUUGAUGGUGCAGAUGAACUCACACGCCACGAGCAUCCGAAUGUGCACCGGGAUCGUCAUGUCCAUGAAAGCCCUGAUGUGCAGGAAGAUCGUCACGUGUAUGGCGGCCGCGACACGCAUGGCCUGGGUGAACACGAGAGCGCCGGCUUCGACCGAAUCCCCGAGGCCCGUCACAUCAACAAUGUCCACCACACUCAUGAGCUCCAGAAUCACGCGAGCGACGCCGAGAUACCAGCUGCAAUGCCAGAUGCUUCCCCCACCGCGCCGACCGACACACUAUCCAUGGAGCAUGGCAGCAGUGUCUCGUCGGCUCUCGGUCAAACCUACUCUGCGACCAGCUCCGUCGCGGAUUCGGAGCAAGAGCAUGACGCCAAGCGCCGCGCUCGUUGGAGUGGUCUGUAUAUGGAUGCUUUGGAUGUCUUGGAUGCACCGGAUGAAAACGCCUUUGUUCAUGCUCCGACCGAGCCUAGACAGCCUAUUGAUCGCAAGACCGACUUGCCUCAGAGCGUGCCAUAUGCAAUACUCCCAGAUACGGAUGCUGAAGAAAUGGUGGGUAGUGACCCCGAGUUGCAGCGCAUGACGGAUGGAAACACUACGCUCCAUGCCCAGCAGCCUGACCACACCGCAGUUGAGCGUGCAGACACACUAGCUGGCGAACCAGCUGGCCCUACACGGAACCCGUUCCUUCUCCCCCAAGGCACUGAGCCACGAAGCGAGCCUUUUGCGCCAUGGCUCGAGCUUGAGUGGAUGAACAAAAAUACCCAACCACCCACACAUCCGGCAGAGCUGGCUGGCGCCUAUGUACCAUAUCUCAGAGACUCUCUCAAUGCGACAGACUCUCCUGCCGAGGGGCAGAAAGACACUAGGCUGCCUUUGCCUACAAAGGAAGCUUCUCCUCCGCACGCAGUUGCAGAGUCUUCGUCUACUACCAUGCCGCACAAGUCGAGCUUCAGACGUGUGCCCCAGCCCACGACACUGGAGUCCGUGCCCGAUGCCGAGGCGCCAGCUGACAACAGCAUGACUUCUGUCGCCGUCGCGAGUGCCAACGACUACGAUACGCCCGGCACUCACGCUCCCAUGGAUGCGUCCAUGACGAGUCGGACAUUCACAUCACGUGAUAUCGCGCCGGCAGACUCUCAGCCGCCCUCUGUGUGGAUGAAGAAGGCGCCACAGGACAACGACAGGGACUUGCUUAAGACGUCGCAUGCGCAAAUAGACGAAGUGCCAAGUCUUGGCAUUCCGUCGCCGAAAAGCAUGCAUUUGUCCACGGAAGAACCUUCUGAGACGCCAAUGAACUCUACGAUGCCACUUCUCACAGAGCCUGUCUCCACACCCACAGCGUCGUCUGCUCCCGCAACUGCUUCCAAAGUACGAGUCCUAUCAACAUCAGAGCUGCCAGCAGCUGCAGCUGAAAUCGCUCCCGAAGUGUCGACAUCAUCGGUGCAGGCUCAAGUCCAAGCUCAGGCCCAGGCCCAGGCUCAGGCUCAGGCUCAGGUGCCCGCGACAUUAGUGCGCCACAUGAAUAUGGCUCCGUCCGUCACCAGUACCAAUGACAUCGCAAUUUCUGAACUCAACGCCUCGACGACUGAGUCGCUUGCGAAUGAAAACACAGAUGCGACAUCUCCAGUACGACCAAAUUUUGCCCAAGGCGCUGGACCAAGUCAAGCAAGCUCGACUGCUGACAGUGCGCCUGCAUUGACACCGACUGCGCCAGCGGAUACCAGACAAGAUCAACAGGUCGUUGAGAAUUCCUUUCCCAGAUCGAGGUCAUCCAUGACCAAGCUUGCAGGAUUCACUCGCCCGAGUUUCUCAUUUGACAACUUGAUGCAAAAGAGUCAUUCUAGACAAAGCCACCAGAGCUCGGCCAGCUCGCCGAAGCCUGAUAAUGCCUCCACAUCCAAGAAAGCGUUGCCCACAAGUCCAACACCGACUACGGACACACCCACGUCCUCUGCAUGGCCCCAAGCCGACCAGGCCGACACAUCGAGCGAUUCAGACUGGGCUUCGUCGCAGCACGCACGCCAGCCCAUAGUCGUGAGCACCAGCACUAUUCGACGUGUUGAUCCGUCUGUCGAGCCCCCGAGACUAGACUGGCACACCUUCAGCGACGAGACGCACGAGGCUGACACAAGUAUUCCUGGCGAAUUCCCUGUGUCAUAA